UUUCCAUUUAUAUUAUCUAUAAUAUGAACAACUGAUUUCAAGGAUUCUUCAAACUUAGCUUUUAGACUUUAACCAAUCCUUUAGUUACUAUAUCAAGCAAACAAACAACAAGAGUUGGUGCUUUAACCAUCAGUCCUUUACUUACAAUACAAUGAUAUCCAAAAUUUGAAAACCAAGCAAGUGAGUCUAAUGUUGGUGCAUGUUUUAAUGUUUUAAAUUUGAUGAUUGGAGGAAGGAGGAAUGAUGCAUGCUCCAGAAUACCAUAUAGUCAAAUGUCCAAACAAUUGAAAAUUAAACUUGAACUCUUUUGCACAAUAUUUUGAUCUCUAGAGGGUAAAUUGAAGAGUAAUGAAAAUCAAGCUUAAAUAAAAAAAAAAUAGUCAUUAAGCAUUGUAAAAGAGUUUCUUCCUCUCAAAAUUUAAUUAGUUGGUUACAUUGUCUUCGCAAAAAGGUCCUUAAAAAUUUAUUAUCUGGCCAAGUUACUUUCAAUAUUUUCUUUAUUAUUUGAAGACUGAUUUAUGGAGACAAGUUUCCUUCUGCGCAUACUCAACACCCUAUUUUUGGUUUUGAAUUCGUUUUAUUCUUUUGAAGUUGAAAUUGGCUCCAGGGUUUCGCAUCAGUUAGGCUGUUUGAAAAAUUCCAUCAUGCGAUAAAUUGGUUUGGCAUUUCUGGUUCGUUUUGAUGUCAACAUUUAGCAUCCUUGAGCCGAGCAUCAUCCAGUGAUGUUAAAGUGAAUCAGUCUUGGGGGUAGCCUUCUAUCUAGGAAGUUAAAGAAUUUUGUAUGGCGCCAUGGCUACUAAAGAAAACUCAGCAAGACAUAGAGAUCACUAGUGUCCAAAGAGAGUGGAGGAUAAGUCUAUAAUUUUCUUCCAUAUGGUUGGAUAUGGCCUAAGCAUUGUUGAAUAAAAACAUGGUUUUCAAAAUCGAUACAACUUCAAAACUAUGGUUGGAUAAGUCUUGUUGAAUAAAAUGCUAUCCACAUUUUAGAGGACUUGCUCUAUUUUCCAUACUACAUCUUGUUUUGAGUUUAGGAGUUGAGCCGAACCCAAACCCAAAGUUUUGUUUGGAUUUCAUCAGACAUGCCGAAGAAAGGAGGAGCUUCCUCGCGAAAGGAUGCUCCAUGGAGGGCCUCUGCUGCAAAAUCCAUCCCCAGAAUCCACCACUCCCCUCUUCUGCGUCUUCCCAUAACCCCUCUUUCCAAUUACGCCCUCGCCGUCAUGAACCACUCUGACCCUGUCGGAACUGGCUUAGCCACUGACGCUAUUGUCGAAGCCGCCCGACCCGGAUGCAUUGUUCCUGGCCACAUUACUCCUAGUAGAUUGCUUGGUCUUAAGGUGUGGCCAAUUGAAGUUAACAUGAAAUUUUUGGAACCAGUUGGUAAAGAACUAAAGUUUAGAAAACGUUUUGGGGUGUUGAGAUAAAGUAGUUUGUGAUGAAGCAAAUACCUAUUGUUUCGUGUUUAGAAAACGUUGUAUGUGGCCUAGAGGCCUUACGUGUUUUGAUAGGGUGGGUCAGGGGCCCAUAUUUUUUUGGAAGAAAUGGACAUGGUUUUGUUAUAUGCGUGGCUUAGAUCGUUUUUGCUUUUCUUUUACUCUUUUUAUUGUGAGUUCUCUCCCUACUGGAAAUAACCAAAAAGAGCCUUUUGAAAUAUGGUCUGGUUUCCAUACUUAUUGUUUGGUGAAGUAAUUUAUUUGAGCCCCAGCUCUUGUUACUAUUACAAAAGUGCUUGCCGAUGUAAAAUCUGUGAAUCAUAACAACUUUUGAUUCGUA
Molecule: messenger RNA, 1770 nt
Organism: Gossypium raimondii (Peruvian cotton)
Lineage: Eukaryota; Viridiplantae; Streptophyta; Magnoliopsida; Malvales; Malvaceae
Exons: 2
Coding region: 1080-1421 (113 amino acids)
Cellular component (GO): chloroplast envelope
Source: RefSeq, a predicted model, not a curated record